AUGAACAUUGUAAUAUUAAAUUUAGUUAUAUUCCUAUUAUCAUUCUUAGAAAUAGUAGCUAAGUAUUUGCACACAAAUUUAUAUUCACAUAUUUGCAAAAAGGAUGAUGUAUAUUCAGGCUAUCCAUUUUACUUCCUUAAGAAAAAGAAAUAUCUUCUGUAUGAUGUAAAUAUUGGAGAGGGUUUUAAUUUGCAGAAGGAAAUACUAUAUAGGAUGGCCUUAAUAGUUUACUACUUAAAUCAAGGAGAUAGGAAAAAUUUGUACUAUCUUGUUCUGCCCCCCUGGUGUUAUUUAACUCACUGGAAAAGAAAAACUUCUGACCAAAUAAAAUGGAGCUCCUUUUUUAAUAUUACAAUUAUUAAAAAUGUGAUACCUGUGAUAGAAUUUUCAGAUUAUGAAGUAUUAUAUGGUAAUCAUGUUGAUUAUAUUAUUUGUUUCAAGUACUUUGUAGGUGAUUUUGUGUCAAGUGAAGAAGGAAAUACUGCUGUGUCAAGUUCCUCUGAUCCAACUUUUAACAUUUUAAGCUUUGAGAAAUGUUCAUCGGGGGGGUACAAAUAUAAACAGAUUUGCAACAACUGUGAGUAUAACUAUUCUGUAAUAUACUCAGGUAAAUGUACAACGAUGAAGGGAAAAAACACAGAGUGUUAUGGAUUUCCUUUUAUAACUAGCUAUUUCGCUAGCAGUAUUGUUGAUAAUUUAUUCUCUUCUUACAAUGACUCUAUUUUGAUUAAACAAGGGAAUAGCUUACUUGUUCCUUUUGUAAACGAAUUGUUUGAAAAAAAUAUGGAAGAUAUUUUACUAUUUAAUGAAGAUUUAAUAAAUGAGGGGAAUUAUUACAUUAGAGAUAUAUUAGGCACAAAUAAUUAUAUAAGUGCACAUUUAAGAUAUAAUGAUUUUAGAAAAAUAGUUAGAUAUGACUUACCACCUAUUCAUGUAGCAGUUGGUAAAUUGUUAUAUAUUAUGUUCAUAAAUAAUAUUAACAAAAUUUUCAUUUCCUCAGAUGAAAAAAAGCAAAUUGAGAAAGUACUUAAUAAACAGUUUAAUCAAUAUAAAGAUUUUUUUUAUUUCUAUGAUAAUACAUAUUUGCAUGAUGGACAUGUAGCAAUAAUAGAUCAAUGGAUUUGUAUUAAUGCAAAAAUUUUUGUCGGUAAUAUUUUUUCAAGAUUCAGUAUGCACAUUAAAUGGGAAAGACAUCUGAUGAACAAGCGUGAAAAAGGGCUCAACAUAGACUUAUGUGGUUAUAAUAUUAAUAAUGACGAGCAACUAAGAAAAAACUAUAAACAAGUUGAAAAUUUAUAUGACCAGGAAGCCUUACAUAAAUUGAACCAUAUAUUUAUGAACUAUUCAGAAAAAGACAAAAAAUACCUUAACACCGUUUGUUACGAUUAUCCCUCUCAUUUUCCGAGCAACGGAAGCAUUUACAGGAUGAAAUAUAUCCCAUAUAAGUCCUUAUGA
Molecule: messenger RNA, 1455 nt
Organism: Plasmodium malariae
Lineage: Eukaryota; Apicomplexa; Aconoidasida; Haemosporida; Plasmodiidae
Gene: POFUT2
Product: GDP-fucose protein O-fucosyltransferase 2, putative
Exons: 2
Coding region: 1-1455 (484 amino acids)
Biological process (GO): protein O-linked glycosylation via fucose
Molecular function (GO): peptide-O-fucosyltransferase activity
Source: RefSeq, a predicted model, not a curated record